Pseudonaja textilis is the source of this 3714-nucleotide messenger RNA. Lineage: Eukaryota; Metazoa; Chordata; Lepidosauria; Squamata; Elapidae. The record is from RefSeq and is a predicted model, not a curated record.
AUGGUCAGAUUAAAUGUUGGAGGCAAGCCAGUUACAUUUUUAGUGGAUACCGGAGCUACCCGAUCGGUUUUAACCCAACCCUUAGCUCAGGCAUCCCGUGAAACUAUUAAUAUUCAGGGAGCAACAGGGACAACUUUACAACGUCCCUUUCUGGAGCCCCUUGAAUGCACCCUAAAAGGACAGGCUAUAACACACCAGUUUGUCUAUAUGCCUGACUGCCCUGUCCCAUUGUUAGGGAGGGACAUGCUCUGCAAAAUGAGGGCACAAUUAUCCUUUAAUGAGGACGGUUCCAUGAACCUGGGGUACGGAAAAGUAACCCUGUCUGUACCUUUGGAAGAGUCUUGGCGGCUUAUGGUGGCUAGGGAGUUUGGGUGUGCUGACAAGGAUGCCUGGAGGCAGUUUAAAGUUCCCUAUUUGUGGGCGGAAGAUAACCCCCCUGGUUUUGCAGCACACCAUCCACCCAUUCUAAUUGAGGAAAUGCCACUGAAAGUGCCUGUGAGAAUCAGACAGAGGGCAUAUCCUCACCACAUCAUGCAAGCUAUCCAGGAUAUUAUUGAUUUAUAUUUAGAACAUCACAUCCUGGUACCCACUGAGUCACCCUGGAACACCCCCAUAUUACCAAUUCCAAAGGGGGACAGUCGUUUUCGCCCUGUUCAGGAUUUGAGGCCUGUAAACCUAGCCACUGUAACAAUCCAUCCAGUGGUUCCCAACCCCUAUGUCAUAUUGGGACUCAUCCCUCGGGAGGCCCAGUGGUUUUCUGUUAUAGACUUGAAGGACGCUUUCUUCACCAUCCCCAUACAUGAGAAAAGCCAGCAUUUAUUUGCUUUUGAGUGGGAAAACCCUAACACUGGUAGGAAGCAGCAAUAUACCUGGACCAGGCUGCCUCAAGGAUUUAAAAAUUCACCUACACUUUUCGGUGCAGCUCUGGCCAGGGAUCUGGAGGCUUUACACCUACCAGCCCCAGAUGUGGUCUUACAAUAUGUGGAUGAUUUGUUAGUAACAGGAUACACCAAGGACGCUUGUUGGCAAAAUACAGCUGAUUUACUUUCACUCUUGCAAGAUUUAGGUUAUAAGGCCUCUAAAAAGAAAGCACAGUUGGUUCAGCAAAAGGUCAGGUAUCUGGGUUAUGACAUUGAGCAAGGGAAGAGGACAUUGGGCCAUGAGCGGAAGGAGGUCAUAUGUCAACUUCAUGUUCCAACUAACAGGAGAGAAUUACGAGGGUUUCUGGGCGCAGUUGGUUUCUGCCGCAUCUGGAUUCCCAACUUUAGCCUAAUUGCAAAACCUCUCUAUGAAGCUACGAAAGGGGCAGAAAGUGACCCACUCUCUUGGAGCAAAGAGGAAGAAGCUAGUUUUCAAUCCCUUAAACAAGCCCUCCUUCAAGCUCCCAGUUUAGGUCUCCCGGAUUUGGAAAAACCGUUUCAGCUGUUUGUUGACACUAAGCGAAAUGUCGCAGUAGGCGUCCUCACCCAGAUAAUGGGGACAUGGCACCGGCCGGUAGCAUAUCUUUCCAAACAACUAGAUAAUGUAGCCAAGGGGUGGCCAACUUGCCUUAAAGCAGUGGCUGGUACAGCAAUCUUGACUCAGGAGGCAAAUAAGCUAACCUUUGGUCAACAAUGCAUAUAUAUAUACACACCGCAUGCCCUUAAGUCAGUUCUAGAGAUGAAAGGCCACUUGUGGUUAACUAAUCCCCGGAUGCUUAAAUACCAAGGCCUUCUGACCCAUAACCCUAUGAUUACCCUCGCCCAGUCUACUACAUUAAACCCAGCCACAUUAUUACCUGAGCCUGAAACAACAGUAGAACACAAUUGUGUCCAGACUAUUGAAGAAACCUAUGCUAGUCGUCCUGACAUGAAGGAUGUACCCCUUCCUUCCCCAGAUUACACUCUGUUUACUGAUGGCACCAGCUACUUACAAGAGGGAGUGAGGAAAGCGGGAUAUGCGGUAGUCACACUGGAUGAAGUCUGGGAAGCAAAGCCACUCCCUCCCGGAACUAGUGCUCAAUUAGCCGAGUUACAUGCCCUCACUCGGGCUCUAGAGCUGGCACAGGGGCUGGCAGUAAAUAUAUACACGGAUUCUAAAUACGCUUUCCUCACAGUCCAGGUCCAUGGGGCUCUAUAUAAAGAGAGAGGACUAAUAACUGCAGGGGGAAAAGAAAUAAAGUACGGCCCCCAGAUAUUGCGCCUCCUAGACAGUGUGUGGGCUCCGAGUAAGGUAGCAGUCAUGCACUGUCGAGGCCACCAGAAGGUGGUAACAGAUGUACAAAGGGGGAAUGAGAGAGCAGACAAAGCAGCACGUGAAGCAGCCCUACUAGACUUCGUCCCCCUAGAAAGGCACCUUGCCGUAUGGGUGCCCGAUGCUCAACCCCAACCCCAUUACUCGGAGGAGGAUAGGGACCGGCUAGAAGCACUCGAGGCACACCAAGAAGGUCAGUGGUGGGUCUUACCAGAUAAUAGGGUGUAUAUUCCCGCUCAUCUGGCCUGGGACAUUGUACGUCAGCUACAUCAGCAAUUGCACUUAGGUAAGACCGCCCUGACGAAGGCACUCAGGAGGGAGGUAUAUAUAGAUAAAGUUAGCAGCAUAGCAGCCAAUGUAUGUGCGCGUUGCGAAAUAUGUGCGGCUAAUAACCCCAGGCAAGGCCCGCAGCCACCAAUGGGCCACCAACCCCGAGGCUGUUACCCCUUUGACUCUUUGAUGGUUGACUUUACCGACAUGCCUCGUUGUGGCCCUUACAAUGCACUACUGGUUAUUGUAUGCACAUACACGGGCUGGCCAGAAUGUGUACCUACUCGCACAAAGAAGGCCACCGAAGUCGCUCGAGCAUUACUUCAUAUUGUAAUACCAAGGUAUGGGUUACCCUCCUGGAUUUCCUCAGACAAUGGUCCGGAGUUUAUUCACAAGGCAACGCAACAGCUAGCGAAGGUACUAGGCAUUACAUGGAAGUUACACUGUAGUUUCCACCCUCCUUCGGGGGGUCGUGUGGAAAGAAUCAAUCGGACAAUUAAAGACAAGCUGGCAAAGAUAUGCCAGGAAACACAUCUCAAAUGGACUGAUGCCCUGACCCUAGCUCUGGUGGUGAUACGUUGUGCACCACGCAAGGAUAUUACGGUCUCCCCUUUUGAGUUAUUGUAUGGCCGAGUCCCUAACUUGGUUAGGUUUGAUAUGCAUGCUACCACAGAUGUAUCUGAUGUUAUUAGGUUACGACAACUCAAGGCCCUUAACGAAAUUAUCCAUAACUUACAAGACUAUGUGUUAACGUGUAAACCUCAGGUUUUGGUAACCUCCCCGCAUAACAUACGUCCAGGGCAGGAGGUCUGGGUUAAGGACUGGAAGUGGGAAACAUUGUCUCCCAAAUGGAAGGGCCCCUAUACUGUAGUCAUGUGUUCUCCCCUUGCUGUUAAGGUAGCGGAGAUUAAAUCGUGGAUUCAUUGGUCUCGGGUUAAAUUAGCCGCACCUGCCUGUUGGAAAGUCGAAUCUCAACCUGAUGUUCCACUCAGGUUGACUUUAAAAAAAGUGAAGAGGACUUUCUCCCCUAGUGGUGACACUCCAGAAGCUGUCCCUCUACCUACGGGAGAUGAAGAGGAACUGCCCUCCCCUAGUGGUGACACUCCGGAAGCUGUCCCUCUACCUACGGGAGUUGAAGACUACCAGAUUCCCGCUACUCCUAUUUCGGAGGGUCUUCCCUGGUGGCUUAGGUCUCGCGCCAGGCUUCCCUAA